This is a messenger RNA of Fusarium tjaetaba, 552 nucleotides long. Its product is annotated as RING finger domain protein. The coding region runs from base 1 to 552 and encodes 183 amino acids. NCBI's taxonomy places the organism in Eukaryota, Fungi, Ascomycota, Sordariomycetes, Hypocreales, Nectriaceae. The record is from RefSeq and is a predicted model, not a curated record. Gene Ontology annotation, molecular function: structural constituent of ribosome. The transcript has a single exon. Gene Ontology annotation, biological process: mitochondrial translation.
AUGUCUUCAAUAUUCUCUCUCCGCGGGCUUUUUACCCGCCAGCCUGCUUCUACGUCGCAAACGACCCGUCUCUUCUCUACCACAACGAAUAUGCUUUCUCGCACACCUCCCAAGGCCGCGCCGAAGAACCCCAAUGCCGGCAAGGUCCCUCCCCGCCGAAAGCACGCAGCUCCUAAAUCCGAAAACUUCUACCGCAUCCGCACGCUGCGCCAAAACAUGUUCUCUCCCGCUCCCCCUCCUCUACGAAUGGCCCGUCUUCGAUACCUCCGCCACUGGACCAUCCACCGCGCUUGGCAACUCUUCCGUCGACAGCAGCAUCUAGCAACUGAGCAGGAACGCUCCCGCAUCUUCAGCGGCAUGUACAAUGCUUGUGAAGAGCUGCGCAAAACAGCUGGCCCAGGAAACAGAGACGAGGGCUACCUGUACCGUGUUGCCAUGGAAAAGAAGGGUGUUUGGGGUCUUGACGCAAUUCCCAUUGAGUAUGCUCGUUACCAAACAGACCACCCAGCUAAGAACGCUUGGAACCACGAGUGGAAGAGGAACAACGAUUAA